Molecule: messenger RNA, 1890 nt
Organism: Gossypium arboreum
Lineage: Eukaryota; Viridiplantae; Streptophyta; Magnoliopsida; Malvales; Malvaceae
Product: cytochrome P450 78A9
Exons: 2
Coding region: 106-1707 (533 amino acids)
Molecular function (GO): monooxygenase activity; iron ion binding; heme binding
Source: RefSeq, a predicted model, not a curated record
CCAAAAUCAAAAACCCCCAGUUCUUUUUCAGUGUGCUCUUCUAGUCUCUUCCACUUUGUUUGAAUAAUUGCAGUACUUUUAUAAGCUAAGCCACCCAACACCACCAUGGGAAGUGACAUAGAGAGUGUUUGGCUCUUUGCCCUCGCAUCUAAAUGCAAAGCUUUUUCUCAACAGAACACUGCAUGGCCAAUUUUGAUCAUAGCUUUAGCUUGGCUGGUUAUGACCAUAGUGUAUUGGGUUCACCCUGGUGGUCCAGCUUGGGGCAAAUAUAGGUUCAAAAAGUGUGCUAUCACUACCAUUAAUAAGCCAAUACCAGGACCAAGAGGGUUGCCUUUAAUCGGUAGCAUGAACAUGAUGGCUAGCUCUUUAGCUCAUCAUCUGAUUGCUACCAUAGCCAAAACAUGUAAAGCCAAGAGACUUAUGGCUUUUAGCCUUGGUGAUACCCGUGUUAUCGUUACGUGUAACCCGGAGGUGGCUAAAGAGAUUCUUAAUAGCUCUGUGUUUGCUGAUCGGCCGGUGAAAGAAUCGGCUUAUAGUUUGAUGUUUAACAGAGCAAUUGGGUUUGCUCCUUAUGGUGUCUAUUGGCGAGCACUGAGGAGAAUUGCGGCUACUCACCUGUUUUGUCCUAAACAAAUAAAGAAUUCCGAAGAACAGAGACGGUUCAUUGCUGAUGAAAUGGUGAACUUAUUCGGUCGUCACGGCCAUGAACGAAGCUUCAUCGUACGGGAAGUGGUGAAACGUGCAUCGUUGAAUAACAUGAUGGUGUCGAUAUUUGGUCGGAAAUAUAAGUUGGAUUGUGAUAACAAUGAAGUUGAUGAACUUAGAGGUUUGGUUGAUGAAGGGUAUGAUUUGUUGGGGACAUUGAAUUGGUCUGAUCAUUUGCCAUGGUUAGCACAAUUUGAUCCUCAAAAUAUCAGGGUUCGAUGCUCGAACCUUGUACCUAAAGUUAAUGGCUUUGUCGGUGGAAUCAUAGCCCAACACCGAGCUCGAACUAACGAGGAAGCUCGUGACUUGGUCGACGUAUUGCUGUCUCUUCAAGGUGCCGAUAAAUUAUCCGAUUCCGACAUGAUCGCCGUUCUGUGGGAAAUGAUAUUCAGGGGAACUGAUACAGUGGCAGUGUUGAUUGAGUGGAUAUUGGCUAGGAUUGUGGUUCACCCUGAUGUACAGUCAAGGGUUCAUGAUGAGCUUGAUAAGGUUGUUGGUAAAUCAAAAGCCGUUUAUGAGUCUGACGUGAUGAACUUGACUUAUCUAAUGGCUGUGAUCAAGGAGGUUCUAAGGUUACAUCCACCUGGUCCGUUACUAUCAUGGGCUCGCUUAGCUAUUACUGAUACAACCGUUGAUGGGUAUCAUGUGCCAAAAGGGACCAUGGCAAUGGUGAACAUGUGGGCUAUAGCAAGGGACCCACAAGAGUGGGCAGACCCGACUGAGUUUGUGCCCGAUAGAUUCGUGGCUAAAACGGGUGAUGUGGAGUUUUCCGUUCUGGGUUCGGAUCUUAGGUUGGCUCCAUUCGGGUCGGGUAGGCGAACAUGCCCCGGAAAGAACUUGGGGUUGACCACCGUCAGCUUUUGGGUGGCGACCCUUUUGCAUGAGUUUGAAUGGCUACCGUCCGAUCAGAAUUCCGUUGACUUAUCAGAAGUUCUAAAACUAUCUUGUGAAAUGGCAAAUCCUUUGAAGGUUAAAAUUCGCCCUAGGCGUAAGUUAACCUAAGCCUAUCACAAUAAAGAAAUGAUCAGUACACUAUCGGAGAAGAAUGACAUAAACAAAAUUUAUCUCUGCUUAACCGUUGUACUGUAAAUACAAGUGAUGGAAGUCUAUAAUACAAAGUUCCCAUGUAUUAAUUAUUACUCUCUUCCUUUUUUUUUAUUACAUAAAAUCUAACAUCUUCCCAAA